CCCACGUUGCGCCGGCGUCGCGCCAGUCCGUUGGGCUGCAGAGACUGCGGCGCCUGAGGGAGUCGCUGACGGGCACGCUGGCUGAAGGCUGGCGGACUGGCGACAGCGACCUGCGGCAGAGUCUUGCUGCAACACCCAGGCUGGAGUGCAAUGGCGCUAUGUCGGCUCACUGCAACCUCCGCUUCCCGGAUUCAAGCGAUUUUCCUGCCUCAGCCUCCCGAGUAGGUGGGACUACAGGACCAGAGGAGCGAGAGCAGCAAGAACCACACCCAGCAGCAAUGUCAGCGGAAGUGGAAACCUCAGAGGGGGUAGACGAAUCAGAAAAAAAGAACUCUGGGGCCGUAGAGAAGGAGAACCAAAUGAGAAUGGCUGACCUCUCGGAGCUCCUGAAGGAAGGGACCAAGGAAGCACACGACCGGGCAGAAAACACUCAGUUUGUCAAGGACUUCUUGAAAGGCAACAUUAAGAAGGAGCUGUUUAAGCUGGCCACCACGGCACUUUACUUCACAUACUCAGCCCUCGAGGAGGAAAUGGAGCGCAACAAGGACCAUCCAGCCUUUGCCCCUUUGUACUUCCCCAUGGAGCUGCACCGGAAGGAGGCGCUGACCAAGGACAUGGAGUAUUUCUUUGGUGAAAACUGGGAGGAGCAGGUGCAGUGCCCCAAGGCUGCCCAAAAGUACGUGGAGCGGAUCCACUACAUAGGGCAGAAUGAGCCGGAGCUACUGGUGGCCCAUGCAUACACCCGCUACAUGGGGGACCUCUCGGGGGGCCAGGUGCUGAAGAAGGUGGCCCAGCGAGCACUGAAACUCCCCAGCACAGGGGAAGGGACCCAGUUCUACCUGUUUGAGAAUGUGGACAAUGCCCAGCAGUUCAAGCAGCUCUACCGGGCCAGGAUGAAUGCACUGGACCUGAACAUGAAGACCAAAGAGAGGAUCGUGGAGGAGGCCAACAAGGCUUUUGAGUAUAACAUGCAGAUAUUCAAUGAACUGGACCAGGCCGGCUCCACACUGGCCAGAGAGACCUUGGAGCAUGGGUUCCCUGUACACGAUGGGAAAGGAGACAUGCGUAAAUGCCCUUUCUACGCUGCUGAACAAGACAAAGGUGCCCUGGAGGGCAGCAGCUGUCCCUUCCAAACAGCUAUGGCUGUGCUGAGGAAGCCCAGCCUCCAGUUCAUCCUGGCCGCUGGUGUGGCCCUAGCUGCUGGACUCUUGGCCUGGUACUACAUGUGAAAGACCCAUCAUGCCACACCGGUACCCUCCUCCCGACUGACCACUGGCCUACCCCUUUCUCCAGCCCUGACUAAACUACCACCUCAGGUGACUUUUUAAAAAAUGCUGGGUUUAAGAAAGGCAACCAAUAAAAGCCAGAUGCUAGA
Messenger RNA from Gorilla gorilla gorilla (western lowland gorilla), 1375 nucleotides. It is a transcript of the gene HMOX2, whose product is annotated as heme oxygenase 2. The coding region runs from base 159 to 1229 and encodes 356 amino acids. Lineage: Eukaryota; Metazoa; Chordata; Mammalia; Primates; Hominidae. Gene Ontology annotation, molecular function: heme binding; heme oxygenase (decyclizing) activity. The transcript has 7 exons. Gene Ontology annotation, biological process: response to oxidative stress; heme catabolic process; heme oxidation. The record is from RefSeq and is a predicted model, not a curated record.